AUGAAGGUUCGCCCUGACGACUCUAACGAGCUCCGUGAUUUCAAAUUGAUUUCCUUCGACGUCUACGGCACGCUGGUCGACUGGGAAACCGGGACCUUUGACCAAUUAAAGCCUCUCGUGGCGAAACUUCCUACGAACCAUCCUCUCCAGAACAAUUUUGAUGGGACUAUUGCGGCUUUCCACCAGGAAGAGGAGGCCUUAUGCCGUACACAGCCGGGUUUGAAUUACAGAGCACUAUAUUCUGGUGCUUACACCAACCUUGCAGCUACCCUAUCCCUUCCCAAGCCUUCUGAAAUCGAGAUCGAAGCUUUCGGCUCGCAGGUAAAGAAUUGGCAGGCCUUCCCAGAUACUGUGGAAGCUCUGCACCGCCUUUCAAAAGACUACAAGCUUGUCGUACUUUCGAACGUCGACAACGAAAGCUUCAAAGAUACCCUUGCCGGAGCAUUGAAAGGCGUCAAGUUUGAUGCAAUAUACACUGCUGAGAAUAUUGGAUCGUACAAACCCGAUCUGAACAAUUUUCACUACUUGUUCAACCAUGCAAAAGAGGACUUUGGCGUUGAGAAAGAGCAGGUGCUGCACACCGGUCAUGGACUGAAGGCAGAUCAUGUCGCUGCCAAGCAGCUAGGCCUCACCAGCGUCUGGAUUGAAAGGAGCGGGGGCCCAUUAGACGAAGUGAAGGACAAGGUGGCCUUCACUUGGCAGUUCAAGACGAUGGGCGAUAUGGCCGAUGCUGUUGCGGAUGAGGCCGCUAUAGGAGACCUCUAA
Molecule: messenger RNA, 765 nt
Organism: Bacidia gigantensis
Lineage: Eukaryota; Fungi; Ascomycota; Lecanoromycetes; Lecanorales; Ramalinaceae
Exons: 1
Coding region: 1-765 (254 amino acids)
Source: RefSeq, a predicted model, not a curated record